UAUAUGAAGGAUAAAUUGAUUUAUGAAUACCGAAGUGUUACCACGCAGUCAGUUACUGAAUUUUAUCAAUUAGUGGUAUGACGUCUACUUCUCACAAAAUUUAGACAUCACAGCCUAAACCCGAUUAUCAGUUUAUCACGAUGAGUAGAUAACACGGGUCACAGAAAUAUUAUAAUUAGCUUACGAAACAAAGGACAUUGAAACAAUCGCUUUUUACCUUUUUACAAAUAGAAUACGUGUUAAAGAUGAGUAAACGAAAGGCCCCCAAUAAGCCAACCAGCACCAGCACACCUCCCAAGAAAAAGAAUAGCCAGGAGCCACAGCACAUGCAAUUGGAUACAAUUAUUCCAGCUGUAACACAAUCCGUCCUGGCAACGCUGAAAGACAUGGGGGUGCUGAAAGGUACCGAGGAGUCGGGGCAACCAACUACCAGCAGCAGCAGUCUCAGUCCAGAUCAGGGAACAUCACAAUGUCAGACACCGGGCAAUACAGAUGAAGGUACAACAGACUGUCAACCUCCAGUGAUGCCUAUACCCAGUAGAAUGCCAGUACAAGGUGGAGCAAUAUUUGACAGAAUGCGCUUGGCAGAAUCCAGUUCGGGAAGUCAUUCAAGAGGCUCAGAUAAUACCCUGACAGACGUAGCUCAGUGUUUAGUAACAUCAUCCCUCUCUCAAGCAUCGCAGAACACAUAUAACAGAGCCUUAAGCAUUUACAAGUCUUUCGUACAGACGAACAAACACAUUCCUGACGCAAUGCCGAUAACAACUCAAAACUACUUAUUCUUCAUUGCCUACUGUCAUGAGAAAAAGAUGGCUGCUUCAUCAGUCAGCACCUACAUAUCCGCAUUGACAUAUGUACAUAAAUUAAUUGGCUUGCAAGAUUUUGCAUCAAAUUUUUUAGUUAAGAAAUGCUUGCAGGGAUACAACAAUUGUUUGAAAUCUCCAGACAAAAGAUUGCCCAUCACCAUAGAAAUGUUGCACAAGUUACUUGAGUCUGUUGAUAAAGUAUGUACAGGUCUCUUUAUGAAAGUAAUGUUGAAAGCGAUGUACCUCCUGGCUUUUCAUGCUUGUCUGCGUAUUGGGGAGUUCACAAGCAAUAAAGGUGCACCUGCUAUCAUAUCUUAUUCUGAUUUGACAUUUAAAGAUUUUCAGAAUGGUUUACCUACACUCAUGGAGGUUCGAAUCUCCAAUUUUAAACAUUCUAAAGGGCGAUCUGUUGUCAUAGCAAUAACAGCUAAGAAAGAAAAUAAACUGUUUUGCCCAGUAUCGAACAUGUGGCAUUAUGUGUCUUUACGCGGACCGGUUGACGGGCCCCUGUUCACAUUCCUGGACAGGGAACCAGUUACUCGUUCAUUCUUUAGUACUAUGCUGGGCCGUUGCCUGAUCUUUUGUGGGUAUGACAACAAGGUAUAUAAAGGGCAUAGUUUCCGAAUAGGCGCUGCCUCUGCAGCAGCCAGUUUGGGCAAGUCUGAGAGUUUCAUUCAGGAAAUGGGUAGAUGGAAAUCAACCGCGUUCAAAAAGUAUAUCAGAAUCCAAAGUUUUUCGGUGUAAUGGGACAUCAACACUUGAUUUAGGUUUAGGAAGGACUGGCCAAGGCAGCUUUGAUGAACAUGCACAUGUAUAUAACUGUAGAUAUAUAAUUUUGUUCAGUACUUAAUUGCAUAAUUAAGGUGUCUCAAGUUUUGGGCUUGAACAUCAUUUGGUAAGCUGUGUCAAGUUUUGGGCUUGACCACCUUAUGGUCUACUGUGCCACAAGUUUUGGGCUUGGGCACUAAUCAGAUGGUGUAUCAAGUUUUGGGCUUAUACAUCACAAAUUUCACAUGCCACAAGUUUUGGGCUUGGGCACCAGAUAUUUUUCUAAUACUGAAAAUUUUGGGCGUCAGCACCAAGGCAAUAUUUGUUUUUGUUUUUGCUUUUACUUUAAUUCUUACAAUAAUAUACCCUUUGUAUUUAACCUUAUUUUUUCUAUAUGUCUGUACAUAUUAGCGAUGAGGCUUUCUAAUUUUGAUUGAACUGUUCAAUUUUUCUUUCACUGCCUGGGCUACUUUUACAUAAGAUUUUAAGAAAUCUGAAUUAUAUUGUUUCAAAUUAAUCAUUUUCAAUUCUUCCAUGGUUAGACUUCAGUUAAAAAUUUUACUCUUAUUAACAGUACAUAUGUACGUUUAUAUCAAUUUUCCUAAAUGAAUAUGCCUAUGAUAUGGCUAGCAAAUAUUUAGUCAACAUGCACAUGUCAUUGAAGUUAAAUCCACACAAUGUUGUAUUUGUAUAUAGAUUUUGUCAUUCAUUGUCAGUUGUAUAUUGUUGCGAAUAGCUGAAUUCAUCGUUCUUUUGACUCUCAUUCAAUUUUAUCAUUCCUACAUGGUUUAUCAAUGUUACAUUUUAUGACCUAUAUCCACCUCAUCAUCAGCUUUGGUUGGGGGAUUGCAAACUCUUUGUUAGUCGCUAACAAAGGCUUCGCAAUUUUGGCGGUUUUUCUUACCCCAACUUUGAUUCUCAACAAAAAUAUCUUAAGAUACAGUCUAUUAUUUUGUUAAUGUAAUUUGUUUAGGAAUGUAUAUAGUUAUCCGUCAUUUUAUCAUUAAAAUGACAAUAUUUCAAUUCAUCUAAGUGUUUGUCUUUUCUUUGAUUGCUAAUCAAACAGAGCAAAGCUCAUCAGGAUGAGGUGGAUUCAUAAAUAAGAAUUUAUAUGAAGGAUAAAUUGAUUUAUGAAUACCGAAGUGUUACCACGCAGUCAGUUACUGAAUUUUAUCAAUUAGUGGUAUGACAUCUACUUCUCACAAAAUUUAGACAUCACAGCCUAAACCCGAUUAUCAGUUUAUCACGAUGAGUAGAUAACACGGGUCACAGAAAUAUUAUAAUUAGCUUAUGAAACAAAGGAAAUUGAAACAAUCGCUUUUUACCUUUUUACAAAUAGAAUACGUGUUAAAGGUGAAUAUUUUCGCUUAACCCACCCUCCCAACCCUCUCCUCAUUUCUCUUCCUUGACUGUGGUGACAUUUCGAUAUUCAUGCGUGUUUUCGGUUUUUCUUACCCCAACUUUGAUUCUCAACAAAAAUAUCUUAAGAUACAGUCUAUUAUUUUGUUAAUGUAAUUUGUUUAGGAAUGUAUAUAGUUAUCCGUCAUUUUAUCAUUAAAAUGACAAUAUUUCAAUUCAUCUAAGUGUUUGUCUUUUCUUUGAUUGCUAAUCAAACAGAGCAAAGCUCAUCAGGAUGAGGUGGAUUCAUAAAUAUA
Messenger RNA from Mercenaria mercenaria, 3229 nucleotides. RefSeq lists its product as uncharacterized. Gene Ontology annotation, biological process: DNA recombination; DNA integration. The record is from RefSeq and is a predicted model, not a curated record. The transcript has 3 exons. Gene Ontology annotation, molecular function: DNA binding. Bases 246 to 1550 code for a protein of 434 amino acids. NCBI's taxonomy places the organism in Eukaryota, Metazoa, Mollusca, Bivalvia, Venerida, Veneridae.